AUGCAAUCGUUGAGAUGUCCAAUUACACACAACGUAUUUCAAGAUCCUGUCAUAUGUUCGGAUGGUCACACUUAUGAACGACAAGCGAUUACAGAAUGGCUUCGAUUACACAAAAAAAGUCCAAUGACACAACAACCGAUGAAUAUAACAACGUCACAAACGAAUUCCAUUGUGAAGAAUAUAAUCGAUGAGUUAAAUAUGGGAUUAAGAUCAUCACAGAAUCAACAUAGAUUCAAGCUUGAUGUCGAUAUUAAAAGAACCGCUCCAAGGCCCUUGUUUCAAGCAUUUGGAAAAUUUAUUUAUGAGGUCGAAUGGAUUAAAAAAAAAGGUCCACAGAUCAUCCUACUGAAAAUUGAUGGUGCUAAAGCCACUCGUGAAGCGUCAUUCUAUGUCCAAUUAAGUUGUCAUCCAUACAUCGUUCGAACAUUUGGCGUUGUCGACAGUAAUCCUGGUUCGUUGAUGCUACUCCAAGAACGUGCACCAAUGGGUGAUCUUGCGGAACUAUUACGAGAGAACCAUUUUAAGCCUAAUGAAAAAGCCUUAUGUGAAAUAUUCAUACAAUUAUGUGAGGCACUAAGUUUUCUUUCUUAUAAUUCCAUUGUACAUGGCGAUCUGGCAUGUCGCAAUGUUCUUGUCUUCCAAAUGAAUGCAACUGAGCCAAGCAGCAACUUGGUCAAGUUGACCGACUUCGGCUUAACUCGAGCAAGUUCAAUUUUCUCGGUAGUCGAUAGUUCAGCAUCAUCAACGAUGACAGUUGUGCCUGUACGAUAUGCAGCACCUGAGAUCCUUGCAAGAAUGGAUGGCUUGAGCUAUUCAGAAAAGUCCGACGUCUAUACCAUGGGUGUUUUGAUGUGGGAAGCAUGUUCUCAAGGUGUAUUACCCUAUUCAUCUGCGGAAAGAGAUCAAGAUGUUCGAAAUCGGAAACUGAAUGACGAGAGAUUAAAUCAACCUCUAUCAUGCAGUCCUCAUUUGUGGACUAUUAUCAAUCAAUGCUGGCAUCGACAACCUCAAGAUCGUCCCGAUUUUAGAUCAUUGAAGCGUUUAAUUUCUGUCAUUUUGUUCACAUCAGGGUCAAAGUAA
This is a messenger RNA of Rotaria sp. Silwood2, 1080 nucleotides long. Lineage: Eukaryota; Metazoa; Rotifera; Eurotatoria; Philodinida; Philodinidae. The record is from the annotation of a GenBank genome assembly.